GUAUCUGAACCAGGAAGUACUUUCUAAUGCUCUAGCUAACUAGCUGCGGUUAGCUACAGCACAGAGGAGUUAAAGUUUGUUUUACUUAGAUUUGUGAGUCCAUUUACCGUUAAUGUGUAUUAAACACAUGCCUGGUACCAUCGUGGUUAGCAUGCAGUUCUGUCCCUGGUAGGAAAGGAGUGAAAACUGUAAGUUAAGCUUGUUUUGUUGGAGUGUUAGCGAGCUGUUAGCUAAUAAGCUUACGAAAACACAGGACUUGAGGUGUACAAUGGGAAUGGAUUUCUUACCACUCUGUGAUAGGCCACGAUAGGCUUGUCAAGUAAUGCAGGCGUUAUGGAAAGUCUAAUGAAUUCUGCUGAAGAGCAGCAGCCUUCCUCUCCACCGGGCAACUCAUGGUCCAAACAAGAAGAAAUAAACAAGAAUGAAACGCCAAAAUGUGUUGGUGGAUUUGUUCUAGUGCAUGCAGGAGCAGGAUACCAUUCUGAAUCUAAGGCCAAAGAGUACAAGCAUGUAUGCAAAAGAGCCUGCCAGCGGGCUGUGGACAGACUCAAAGCCGGGGCCCUCGCAGCGGAAGCAGUGGCCGCAGCACUGGUUGAACUUGAGCUUUAUUCAGCUCCAGCCUCCAAUGCAUGUACGCAUAUCCUGUUGGAUGAUGACUCUCCUUUUACAAAUGCCGGCAUGGGUUCCAACCUUAAUUUGUCCGGGGAAAUUGAAUGUGAUGCAAGUAUCAUGGAUGGGAAGUCGCUGCAUUACGGGGCGGUUGGAGCUAUAAGUGGUAUUAAGAACCCGGUCUUAGUUGCAAACCGUCUUCUGAGUGAAGCACAGAAAGGGAAACUAUCAGCUGGCAGAAUACCACCCUGCUUUUUAGUGGGGCGAGGAGCACAUGAUUGGGCCGUCGGACAUGGAAUACCACCGUGCCCUUCAGAGAAAAUGGCCACCAAGUUCAGUUUAUCUGCGUAUAAGAGGAACAAGCGAAAGAUGGCGCUGGCAGAAAAAAUGGACACUGGUCAUAAUCAUGCAAAGAAAAGACGACAAUCAAGUGAAACUGAAAAUGGUUCAGGGUGCCUGGACACGGUGGGAGCCGUGGUGGUCGACUCGGAGGGGAACGUAGCUGCGGCGGUGUCCAGUGGGGGUCUGGCCAUGAAACAUCCGGGCAGGGUGGGCCAGGCUGCUCAUUAUGGAUGUGGCUGCUGGGCUGAAAAUGCCUUUAAUAACCCUUACUCUACAGCAGUGAGUACCUCAGGCUGUGGAGAGCAUCUGAUUCGCACCAUGCUGGCACGGGAAUGCUCUGCUGCCUUGCAGUCUGAAGAUGCCCACAAAGCACUGCUGGAGGCUAUGCAAAACAAAUUCAUCAGCUCACCCUUCCUGGCCGGUGAGGAUCGUGUGUUGGGUGGAGUAAUUGUCCUGCGCUGCUGCAGAUGUGUGGAAUCUCCUCCAUCUCAAAAUAUUCAGGGUAUACUGGUGGAGUUCCUAUGGAGUCACACCACAGAGAGCAUGUGUGUUGGCUACAUGUCUGCCCAAGAUAGCAAGGCGAAGACACACAUAUCCAGACUGCCACCUGGGACCGUUCCUGGACAGUGCUUGGCCAUCGAAGGCGGUGUGUGUCGACUGAGCGUGGCGGAGUGAGACGCAUUUGCCCUCCUUCUGGGCUUUGUGAGCAAUACUCCAACACAAAACCUUUCCACCUAACACAGACACAGGCACACACCGCCCUCACCUCCCCACCACCUUUGUGAUGCCAGAAGUAAUAUGCUUUAGUGUUUUAACAGGUGCUGAGGGAGGGUGUUAGCUUCUACUUAGUGCACUUACAGGACUUCCUUUUGCCACUGUCUGCCUCCAGCAUGUUCUCUAUACAACUUCCCCACACACUCCACAGUGUCACCUGGAUUAGACUUGAUGCACCAUUGCCUUGAUGCAUUUUUUCUUACUGUUACUCCUACCCUUUCCUACUCCUUUUUUCCUUUUGUACAUAAGUUAUGGUUUAGGAAAACAGGGUGGAUGUUCAUGUUGUUUUGUAACGCUGAACAGAUGUGACUUUUUCAAGCAUUUAGGAAUUUAAAAAGCAAGACCUUAUUUUAUUCCAAUGCACCUUGUGGAAUAUCUGCCACUCGAGGUUAUUGUUGAGUGAAGUGUUUAUAGCUGUGAGAGUUUAAAGCAAUUUACAAUGUUAACACAUACACAUGUACUUCCAUGUACACAUAUCGUUAUUAAUCCUCCAACAUACUGUCAAAUGUAGCAGAAUGUGCAUCUUAGUCAAUGAUGAAUUGUAUAACUAUUUCAGCCAUAGAAUGCUUUUAUUGUUUUACAAUGUGAAUACUUAGCUAAUGCAUGAUGCAACAUGUACAGAAAGCCUCUCUGACAGGUGUAAAGUUAGAAAGAAGGGGGAAGCUAUGCACUUCCAGAAUGAUGUUGACACAUACAAAGUGCUCAUGUAGCCGCAUUUGAUCCCACCUCCAAACAUGACUGUUAGUCAUCAUUUAAAAAAUGGCAAUUUGUCUAGUCACAUCGACAGAGACGUAUUUUCUUGCUAGAAAAUAUCCUUAAAAAGUAAUUUAUGUAUAAAAACCCAUGAGUUGAGAAUAGUACUUGACAGAAGUAAGGGUCUAGAUUUCUGAUAACCAGUGCCUCUGGUUUUGCUCAACAAAAAACAUAAUCAAGCUUGUUUAUUCUUUACUUGAAAAUGCAACUAAUAUAAAAUGGUAUAAGCUAUGCUAACAUGUGCACAGCUCUCUACAGUGCUCAACAAGUAAAUAAAAUCGAUGUUGCUACAAUUUCUGUGUCUAUCUUUGUCUUUGAAAAUCCACAAUACGAGACAGAGUCCGUCAACCUUUCCAGAAAAAGAAACAGACAGAAUAAACGUCAUGAUCAGAUUUGUGGACUGCUAAAACAUUUAUAGUCUGGGAUUAAAUUACAUGUUUGACAGGAACUGGAGUGGGAAAGGAUUCUGCAGAAGGACGUGUGAGCAUGCAGGAACAUUUCAACAUGAGUCUGUAUUUGUUAAAUAACCUCGAUGACUAUAUCAAAAAUAAAUGGUGUGUUGUGAUUCCCUCCCACACAGACAAACUACAUG
This is a messenger RNA of Gymnodraco acuticeps, 3070 nucleotides long. It is a transcript of the gene tasp1, whose product is annotated as taspase, threonine aspartase, 1. The record is from RefSeq and is a predicted model, not a curated record. Gene Ontology annotation, biological process: protein maturation. The coding region runs from base 334 to 1626 and encodes 430 amino acids. Gene Ontology annotation, molecular function: threonine-type endopeptidase activity. The transcript is spliced from 15 exons. NCBI's taxonomy places the organism in Eukaryota, Metazoa, Chordata, Actinopteri, Perciformes, Bathydraconidae.